Molecule: messenger RNA, 954 nt
Organism: Fraxinus pennsylvanica
Lineage: Eukaryota; Viridiplantae; Streptophyta; Magnoliopsida; Lamiales; Oleaceae
Source: the annotation of a GenBank genome assembly
AUGGGAACGGAACCCUCCAUUUCAGAUUCUGAUUGGGAUCGGGCUUUCACGGACGAAGAACUUGAAGCCAUCGACGCCAUUUGCAGAUCCGCCACCACCAUCUCCUCCUCUUCAUCGUCCUCUUCGUCAAUCAAGAAGCGCCACGUGCUGGAGUGCACAAACGACCUUGCCUCGACAGUGUCGCCUCCCAAGACCCGCCGCCGAUUGCCUGAAUCUCUAUUCACUUUCCGGAAAGAACUGCACACAUCAUUCUCUUUUUCUCCUUGCUCUAGAAGUCGGUUUAUUUCUCGUGAUAAUACUGUUCGCUUUCCCUAUCAAGAUGUGAAAUUUGGAGGUCGGAUUGUAUAUAGCAAAACUGUUGAAGAGGUAGAAAAGGCUGCAGAUGAGCUUCUUCAUUUCAUAGAAGCUAAGAAAAGUAAAGAGGGCAAGUGCAUCCUUGGUCUGGAUAUCGAGUGGAGACCCACUUUUAGAAAAGGUGUUGCACCUGGGAAGGCUGCGGUUUUGCAGAUUUGUGGGGACAACAAUAGUUGCUACGUGUUGCAUAUCAUUCAUUCUGGAAUACCUCAAAAACUGCGAUUUCUUCUCGAGGACCCCUCUUCUCUAAAGGUGGGCGUAGGCAUUGCGAAUGAUGCGGUUAAGGUUUUCCAAGAUCACAAUGUAUCUAUAAUGACUUUGGAAGAUCUUUCUAAUCUAGCCAAUUGGAAGCUUAGUGUGGCUGCAAAGAAGUGGAGCCUAGCAAGUCUAACUGAAAUGCUUAUCUGCAGACUGCUCCCAAAGCCAAAUAAAAUCCGACUUGGAAAUUGGGAGGUUGAAGUUCUAUCAAAGGAACAACUAAAAUAUGCUGCCACAGACGCAUACGUCUCAUGGUACCUAUAUCAGGUGCUUAAAAGCUUUCCAGAGCCUGGUGAUAACAACAGUGAGAAAACUUGUCCAGAGUCAAAUGACCAUCAUUAA